Messenger RNA from Hypomesus transpacificus, 1896 nucleotides. RefSeq names its product T-cell surface antigen CD2-like. NCBI's taxonomy places the organism in Eukaryota, Metazoa, Chordata, Actinopteri, Osmeriformes, Osmeridae. Bases 27 to 950 code for a protein of 307 amino acids. The transcript has 5 exons. The record is from RefSeq and is a predicted model, not a curated record.
CCUGAGACACACAGACACAUUCCUCUAUGACACCAGGCAAGCACAGACGUUCUUCUGGAGCAGAGAACAUCUCUCAUGGCCUUGUCAGAGCUCUUGUCGCUCACUCUCCUCUGUAUGCUGGUGGAAGCAAGAAGGGACAAGGCCAGAGAGGCCAGACCACAGCAGAGCUUCACCUGCUCCUAGAGCACCUGCAACUGGGCGACACAGGGAGGUACACAGCAACCAUCUACGACAACGAGGGCCUUCUCUUGAAAAACACCACCAUUCUUUUACAUGUCCUAUCUCCUGUGUCUAAACCCAGAGUCACACACAACUGUAGCAGCGAAUCAGCCAGGCUCCUGUGCGAUGUAGGCAAUGAUGUCAAGGUGAACGUGUCCUGGAGGCUGAAUGGACAGGAAACAGGAGAGGCAGGACUGACUCUGUCUGUCCCCAGGUCUGACAAGAAGAUCAGACCUGGGGACAAAUAUGCAUGUCUGGUGAAAAACAGAGUGAGUGAAGAGAAAAGUGAACAUGUCCACCUUGAAUGCACAGAUGAGUACACAGAGGCCUCUUCUCCAGUGUUGCUGUUUGGUCUGGAGCGCUGGAUCUCAGUAUCCAUUCUGGCAGGUUUGACCAGCCUGAUCUUCAUCAUUAUCAUCAUCAUCUGUGUGUGUGUGUUCAUGAGCUGGCAGCGCAAGAAUCCUGUUGACGCCCCUAAUAGUUAUACCUCUGUAGAAGAGGAGGUGAUACGACGUGCCACCCUGACCAAACCACAUUGCCAAGCAACCCUCCACCAACGCUGCCCUCCACCCGGAGCCCAGGGUGGAGCACGACCCCAAAACAGAGCUCCAACCCUACCCACAAGUAACUCCCAGCGCCAGGCUCGACCCAAACCUCCAGAGCAACUACCCAUUUUGGUUCAACCACAACUGACGGUCAGACGGACAGCACCUCGAACGAAUAGGAGCUAAAUCUGUGCAUUCAUAUGUAUGGCUGUGUGUAUGUGUAGUCCUUAAAGCUUUGCGAAACAAGUUUCGUACAUUUUCAAGAGAACAUUCUGCUUGCAUAUCUGAGUAUUUCUUGUGUGGUGUGGUGUUGUGGUUAGAGGAAACUCUGUCUUCCUGUUUCAACAGUUAGAACACUGAACUAGGUUAGCAGUUCCACCUGCUUUUCUGAAACAGACCACAUCCUGGUCUCGUGUUCCAAUCAGUGUGGGCCUCAGCACCACUAUGCACUCUCAUUUAUCUGCGGUGUCUGUGCUUGAGUGGAAGGAGAGGUGAACCGAGAAAUGGCAAACAGAGGCACUUCAGUUUGGUUUCAACAUGUAAUGAGGCUCACAUCUUCUAGAAAAGGGCCAGAGUGUGGUUUUGUUGGUGUCAAUAUGAAACUAGCACUUCUGAAAGAAUUAAAAUUAUUUGGUUUAGCAGUGUGAUCUACCCAGUAUGGAUCCAGUGUCUAAUCACAGAAUGCAUAUACUGCUUCUCCAUAUACUAUUGCACAAUUACAAUUUGUCCAGAAAUGUACUUGAAAAUGAAGGAAAAUUACUUUACUUGCUUUCAAACCCUAGUUUUAAAUCUUGAUUAACUUUGAAUAUUGUUUAAACUUUUAUGCUUAAUUGAUUUUAGCUAUGAUUUUAUUAUUAUUAUGAUCGUCUAAAAUGUUCGUAUUUUAAGCCAAACUGUGUUUCCCCCUUAUGAAUAAAUAUAAAAGACAUGGUGAACAUACCCUUCAGAACAUCCACGCUACCUUAAAAAUAUUCACCGCUUGCAACCUUCCAGACUACAGUCAUAAUAAAUGUAAUUUACUUUUUCCAAUUUUACUAGCACUCAGGGACCCUGCCAAAUGUAAUUUUUUGUUCAUAAGCCAAAUUCAAUUUUAUUUCCAUCAGACCAGAGGAUGUCACAUAAUAAGGCAUCU